Ostrea edulis (European flat oyster) is the source of this 2860-nucleotide messenger RNA. RefSeq names its product 2-aminoethylphosphonate--pyruvate transaminase-like. The record is from RefSeq and is a predicted model, not a curated record. The coding region runs from base 617 to 1711 and encodes 364 amino acids. Gene Ontology annotation, biological process: organic phosphonate catabolic process. Gene Ontology annotation, molecular function: 2-aminoethylphosphonate:pyruvate transaminase activity. The transcript is spliced from 8 exons. Lineage: Eukaryota; Metazoa; Mollusca; Bivalvia; Ostreida; Ostreidae.
GAGAAGAAGCUGUUCACUCCUGGUCCUCUCUCCGUAUCGUUGACUGUCAGACAGGCUGCAUUACGAGACUUGGGAUCCAGGGACAUCGAAUUCAUCUCCACCGUCAAGUUCCUACGGUCGAAGUUAUUAGAAAUUGCAGGGAGAAGAGGAGUGCUGCUGCACUGACUCUUUCAGGAGCCUUAGGGAAGUAAAACAAAAUUGUCUGGGUCAUAUUUCUUUUUAAACAAAGUGGUCAUCAUGAAAUUCAAGAAAGGUUGCUUAUUUGUCCAUGUCAUGCAUGAGAGUUUAUGACUUAUCUACAUCAGAAACAUGGAGAGAGAAAAGAAUUUAGGAGCAGGACUUUGGUGAAGGGAAACUGAAAGGAUUUUUCCAAGAAGUAAAUUGUGUCCAAAUGACUUUUACAAGUCAUUCCCUGUAAAUUUAUAACAGUUUAUAACAAUUCUAUUCAUUUAUCUGCAUUUAUUUCCAAGUUUAAUACAAUUAUAAUCUUCAAAUCCCCAGGAUUUUUGCUUCCUGGACAAAAAUUCAAUCUGCUCUAUAAGUUGGCUCCCAAUGUAACGUUUGACAAACAUGCAAUCAUUUCAAAUUUGAUAAAUAUUAUUCAUUUAUCUUUCUUAUGAUAUUAGAAAUGAAUAGCUUAAAGUUGAUUUGGGGUGAGAAGAAAAUUUCCAUUUGCUUUACUAAUCUCUUUAAGAUUUUAGUGCUGGACACAAAGGCUGCAUCGUACAAUCGAGAAGUCUCGAAAAAAUAUUACACUGCUGUUCCCGUGCAGGGAAGCGGAACUUUUGCUGUGGAGGCAGUGUUUCAUACAGCUGUACCUAAAUCGUACGGAAAGGUCUUGGUAUUAGAGAAUGGAGCCUAUGGGAAAAGAAUGGGGAAAAUCUGUGAGGUGUUGAAGAUUCCUUACCACAUGGAGGGAUUUGCAGAAGACAGCAAGGUGACAGUGGAACGAGUGGAACAGAUUCUACGGAAUGACCCAUCAUUCUCCAUGGUAGCCAUAGUUCACUGUGAGACCAGCUCAGGAGUUAUCAAUCCUGUUGUGGAAGUGGGACAGAGUAUUAAGAAAAUUAAGCCAGACUGUGUGUACUUUGUGGAUGCUAUGAGCAGCUUUGGAGCAGUUCCAUUGGACCUCGAGAGUGGUAACAUAGAUUUCCUGGUCAGUUCAGUCAACAAGUGUCUUCAAGGAAUUCCGGGGUUUUCCUACGCAAUAGCAAAGAUUGAGCAGCUACUGCAAUGUAAAGGUAAUUCACGCAGCUUGAGCCUGGAUCUACAUGAUCAAUAUGAUGGUCUGGAGAAGACUGGGCAGUUCCGAUUUACUCCCCCGACACACUGCAUGCUGGCAUUCUGUCAGGCAAUCAAGGAGUUUGAAGAAGAAGGGGGAGUUGUUGGAAGAUCUAAAAGAUACAGAGAGAACCGGAGAAUACUACAGGAAGGGAUGAACAAGCUUGGAUUCGAAGAGUUCCUCAGUCCGGACCAUGACGGAUAUAUCAUUACCUCAUACAAAUUCCCAAAGGAUCCCAAUUUUGACUUUAAAACUUUUUAUAGUAAACUGAAUGAAAAAGACCUGGUGAUAUAUCCGGGGAAGGUGUUGAAUGCUGACUGUUUUAGGAUUGGUACCAUUGGUCAACUUUUUCCUGAAGAUUUCCACAAAUUACUGGCUUGUAUUGAGGAUGUUUGCAAGGAUAUGAAUAUUAAACUUCCAGUCACAUAGUAUAGAUAAUCAUAUGUGUUCAUACCAGAUCUGAGGGUUGGAAAAUCACUGGGUGUUUUAUUAUGUAGUGGGUGAUGUCUGGAUACAAUUUAAAUUCAUACAUGAUUUUCAAGCAUGUUAUAAUAUACAUCUAUAUUUAUAUAUAUUUGCAUGUGUUGUAAGAAAAUACUAUUUAUAGAAUAUAUACUGUUAUGUGCAUUAUUCAGUAGAAGCAAAAGAAAUCCCCUUUCUGUGUAUUAUAAACACAAAUACAGUAAAACACGCUUCUAAUGAACAUGCUUAUAAUGAAGUCACACUUAUUACAAAGUAAUAUUUACUCCCCUCUGAGAGGAAAAUAACUUAAAUGUUAUUGGAUAGAAUAAAGUUUGGUUACAACAAACUGUCUUUCGCUGGCCCUGGAGGUUUGCUAUAACUGUGUUUUACUGUAUCUGAAGGUGUAGUAUUAUACAUUUAUUUAAUGAUAGUGAGGGAGCACCCUUGGGGAAUAUGAUUUUUCUUGGGUGAAUAAAUCUUCAUAUCUCCUGAACAUUCAUGCAAUAAAUUGUUUAUUAUACCGAAACAUAGCAAGACUACACUGUAGACUUGUAAUAGUAGCAUUCUGUAAUAUAACAAGUUGUCAAAGAAAACUUUAAUUCAUACUCAUUUUUGUAGCAACAAUCAAACUAUGCAGAAUCAUAGAUAGAUAACAACAUUGCAUAACUAUGAUCAUUUCUGAAAAUUAAUGUUUAUGGUAAUGUUACAAUUAUCAGAGAAAUUUGGUCUGAAAUUAAGGAAUCCCUUGGAAGAUUGACAUUGUUCAUGUCUAAUGCUUGCUAGUAAUGACUUGGACUUGUGAUGUCACAAUAAACUACGUCUACCUUGACGUAAAAUUUAUGAGGAUGCCAAGGGGUAAAAUAUGAUAGGGAGAAAUGAUGUUUGAGCGGGAGAUAUGAAGUUUUGUCAUCCCUGGCACGUGACUGUCUAGACCAAUCAGAUUAUGUGUUGCAUAGAAUUCUCAUACUGAGGUAUAAUAUUAAAAAAAUAUCACUUGUUUUGUGAUUGAUUACACAUUGAUCCUCAGAUUUCUGUUGAUUAAUAUGUGGAUCGUCUGUAAACAAAAAAAAAGCAGACAAAGCAGGGACUCUCAGUAUUAAAUCAUGUACUUAUAAA